Messenger RNA from Paramuricea clavata, 327 nucleotides. The record is from the annotation of a GenBank genome assembly. NCBI's taxonomy places the organism in Eukaryota, Metazoa, Cnidaria, Anthozoa, Malacalcyonacea, Plexauridae.
AUGCCCUUACCUAAGUCAAAGGAAGAAUUGCGAAGGUUCCUUGGAAUGGUCAAUUUUUUCUCGAAGUUUAUUCCAGGUCAAUCGAGUAUUACUGACCCUCUACGGCAGUUGUUAAAGAAAGAUUCAGUUUGGGACUGGUCCCAUGAACACACUGGUGCAGUAGAGCAACUGAAACAGAUCCUCUCAAGUCAGCCUGUCCUGAAAUUUUUUGACUCAGCAAAGCCAGUCAAGUUGCAAGUUGAUGCUUCGAAAGGUGGCCUUGGAGCUUGCCUUCUACAAGACGGACAUCCUCGUUGCAUAUGCAUCCCGGUCACUGAGCUCUGCUGA